UAGACUCUUUAAUUACAUGAUCUAGAAGCUAGAUGUCAAGGUUGAAUGUCGCUGCGAAGAAGCUGCAAAACGAUUACGCGUCGAAAUUCGAAUGUGCUCGGGCUUUGUGGUCUGAAUGACUAAGUCGAAUGCUCGAAUUCGCCUCUUCCCACUUGCUAUUCGAGCACAUACCAUCUUAUCAAGCAUAUAUCGCUGCUCGUAUACAUAUAACAAUAUACCGACUAGCAGAAGGUGUCCUUCGUCCAGCAUCUUCGUUGCUUCGCGAUUCUCGGUCCCCUGUCAUCCUUCCCCGAAAUUCCAUCCUCUACGGUAGAUACACUCAGCGGCACCUUGCAUCAUCAUGGCGACAACCCGAAUCGAGACCGCUAGCCCGAGUGGAUCUAGGAGGACGUCGGAUGAGAUGCUUUUCAUCGGUCAGAGGUGUUCUCACGAUGCAUGCAAUCUGGUAGACUUCUUACCGCUCAAGUGUCAAUACUGCCAUCAACCGUUUUGCGGCUCCCACUUCUCCCUUUCAACGCAUACAUGUCCCAAUCGACCACCCGAAUACACUCUCAACCGGGUCGCCCCGCUCUGCCCACUAUGCUCAACCCCGAUCUCGGCUCUUCCAGGGGAAGACCCCAACAUCCCAAUGGAACGGCAUAUCGGGUCCGAGUGCCGAGGAAAGGAAGAGAGAAAGGACGAGCUGAGGAGGAAGAGAGAGAAGGGUGAGGUGUGUUGGAAGAAAGGAUGUGGGAAGGUCUUGUUCGCCAAGAUUCGGUGUGAGGCCUGCAAGCAUGAUUUCUGCGCACCGCAUCGAUACCCCAAUCAACACGUCUGUCCCUCCCUCUCAUCCUCCUCGAGCUCAACGACCCCGCCACCUACAGCCAAACAGAGUCAGCUCGACUCGAAGCUGGCCGGAGUCAACAGCUCGAACCCCCUCUUAGCUAAGCUCCGAGCUAAACAGGCCGGUGGGAACGCCGCCGCCUCGUCAUCGUCUAUCAAACCUGGUACCACGAAUACCAAAUCUCCAGCGAUAUCCACCGCCACCUCGUCGAAUACCAAAGCUGGAGUGAGCAGCAAUUCCUUGACGCACCUUCCCUUUGGAGCUAGACGGGAUGCGGCAUUGGCGGCUAUGAAGCGAUUGGGACAGUCAUCGAACACGACAUCGACGAACGACUCCUCGUCUUCAACCUCGGCAGCUGGUGUGGGGAAGCCGAUAGGAAGCGGGGAGGAUAAGAUGGAUAUGGCGAGCAUGAAACGAAAGUUCCAGUUGGGUCCAUCCACGACGGAUAAGCAAGCGGCCGCAGAACUAGCAUCUAUAUUUAAAUCUCUAGAGAAUCGACAUAAGAAGGGACUUCUCAACGAGACUGAGAAGGUGCGGUAUGCGGAGAUGUGUGCCGAGAAGGAAAAGGCUCGACGGAUGGGUGGGAGCAAGGAGGGGGAUUGUGUAAUUUGUUGACACUGUUACUGAGAGGGCGGAGAGGAGGUCAGAUAGAGAGUGCAGUUUGAGGAAAGCAUUAGAUCAUAUAGAUUAUACCCAGCAUCGUUCUAUUAGCAUGUCCAAGGUUCA
Messenger RNA from Filobasidium floriforme, 1549 nucleotides. RefSeq lists its product as uncharacterized. Gene Ontology annotation, molecular function: zinc ion binding. The coding region runs from base 341 to 1438 and encodes 365 amino acids. The transcript is spliced from 4 exons. Lineage: Eukaryota; Fungi; Basidiomycota; Tremellomycetes; Filobasidiales; Filobasidiaceae. Gene Ontology annotation, cellular component: cytoplasm. The record is from RefSeq and is a predicted model, not a curated record.